AAGAGACGCAGAAAUGAGACGAAAAGAGAAGAAUCUUAUCCAUUAUUAAAAUCCUUUAUAAAAGCAAAUCAGUUCCUCUGUAAACAUCUAACACAGUACUGAGAGAAAAAAAAAAUUAGAAUUCAAAAGAGAGCAACAGCUUGGCUAACGUAGCUCUGUAUGUACACACAUUAAUGGCUGCUUCACGUAGCUAUUUCGCACCGACGAACUACCGGUUUCUCUCGACUGAUCGAGACGUUUCGAUGACUCCUGAUCACUCGGUGUUCGAGCUGGAGGAGUCCGACGUGUGGAACUCACCGGCGGUUAAUCGGUCGCCGGAGUUGUAUAAGAGGUCUCCGAUCAGUUCAAGGAGCUCGAGGAAACAGUGUGAUCAAAUGAAGAGUUACAAAAACAGUUCCGGCGCGGCUGUGGCGGCGACGGUGAGGGCGGGGUCUAUGCCGGUGAAUGUACCGGAUUGGUCGAAGAUACUGAAGGAUGAAUACAGAGAGUGUGGAAGGAGAGAUAGUGAUGAUGAUUUUGAUGGCGGUGAUGAUUUGGAUUGUCGGAUUCCGCCUCAUGAAUUUUUGGCGAAGCAGUUGGAGAGGACUAGAAUUGCAUCGUUUUCCGUGCAUGAAGGAGUUGGAAGGACUCUGAAAGGGAGAGAUCUGAGUAGAGUUAGGAAUGCUAUAUGGGAGAAAACUGGAUUCGAGGAUUGAUCUAAUUUGUUGUCGGAUCUUCAUCUAAACUUUGCGUAACGAGAGCUUUAGCACAUUUCAACUCUGAUUUUUAUGUUUUUGUUCGAAUUCUCAGAUAUUUUGACAGUGAUUCGUUAGCUUGUAGACUGCUUAUUUACACAUCUUCAAGUCCAUCACUGCGUUGUGAUUGUAAUUUUUUUGUUUUUGGAAUUUUGAGAGGAAAUGAAGGCAAAAAAAAUUGAUUGUGAAAAAAGAUGUACUUUGAGAUGUCAUUCAAUUUGCUGGUAGUUUCACAUUACAAAUAAAACACCUUUUUACUCCA
Molecule: messenger RNA, 996 nt
Organism: Capsicum annuum
Lineage: Eukaryota; Viridiplantae; Streptophyta; Magnoliopsida; Solanales; Solanaceae
Exons: 1
Coding region: 174-695 (173 amino acids)
Source: RefSeq, a predicted model, not a curated record